This is a messenger RNA of Symphalangus syndactylus (siamang), 3541 nucleotides long. Its product is annotated as nuclear body protein SP140. Gene Ontology annotation, molecular function: DNA binding; DNA-binding transcription factor activity, RNA polymerase II-specific; protein binding. Gene Ontology annotation, biological process: regulation of transcription by RNA polymerase II. Gene Ontology annotation, cellular component: nucleus. The record is from RefSeq and is a predicted model, not a curated record. NCBI's taxonomy places the organism in Eukaryota, Metazoa, Chordata, Mammalia, Primates, Hylobatidae.
GGAUUGGCUGUUGGAGAAACUCAAGGAUGCCGUGACUCACAUCAUCUUCCUAUUCUCUUACAUCUGCAAAUGGCGGGACUGGAGCUGUUUGAACAUCAUGCCCCUUCUGAGGCUUUGCUGUAGGAUUGGAUGAUUCCCCGUGACCUCUGAACCGUCUCUUCUCCCCCAGGCCUCCUUUAUCCCCACUCCAAAAGACAACUCUGUCUAAAAAAGAUCUUUUUAGAAGAAUUAAAAUCCAAAUGCCUGUCUGUUGUCACACUUUCCAGGCUGUGUAGUUGGGGACCGGUUCUGCUCUGAGCCCAUCUAUGUGGCUCUUAACCCUAGAGUCAGUUCAGGAUCUCUGAAUACUUGGUAGGAGGAAGUGAAAGCAGAUGAGACCCAACAAAAAAGGCAAGCGGGUAGAGAGUGAGUGCUGCUUCUGCUUUUUCUAUUCUUUUUCUGGUAUGUUUUACAUAUCUGGUCAGAGAAGCCUGGAAAUCAUCUUUAAAACAUAUAAGACAAUGAGCCUGACCACCAUGGAGAAGCCCUGUCUUUACUAAAAAUUAGUAAAUAAUUUUGGGAUUACAGCUAAGAAUUGGAAGUAAGAUGUUUUUUAACAGCCUUGAAAGAUUUUCCCAUUACUAAUCUUUAAUCUUGCUUUUUAAAUGAUGGUCGCAGAGAUCCGGAACGUAGAGGGUCAGAACCUGCAGGAGCAGGUUUGCCCUGAGCCCAUUUUCAGGUUCUUCAGAGAACACAAGGUGGAGAUUGCAAGUGCAAUAACAAGGCCAUUUCCUUUUCUUAUGGGCCUCCGAGACCGCUCCUUCAUCUCUGAGCAGAUGUAUGAACAUUUUCAAGAAGCUUUUAGAAACCUGGUCCCAGUGACAAGAGUGAUGUAUUGUGUACUCAGUGAACUGGAGAAGACAUUUGGCUGGUCACAUCUGGAAGCAGUGUUCAGCAGGAUUAACCUGAUGGCCUAUCCUGAUUUAAACGAGAUUUAUAGAAGCUUCCAAAAUGUAUACCAUGAACACUCACCUCUCCAAAUGAAUAAUGUAAGCGAGUUAGAAGAUAGACCCAGAUUACUACCAUAUGGUAAACAAGAGAACAGCAAUACCUGUCAUGAAAUGGGUGGUGUAAAAGUGCCUCAGGAAUCCUUGAGCUCCUCGCCAAGGUGUGAGCCAGGUUUCUCUUCAGAGUCUUGUGAGCAAUUAGCUCUCCCAAAGGCUGAUGGAGGAGAUGUGGAAGAUGCACCCAGCCUACUACCAGAUGUGGGAGUGUCCUGUGAACUUGCUAUACAAAUAGAUGAAGGAGAAUCAGAAGGAAUGCCCAAGUUACUGCCUUAUGAUACAGAAGUUCUAGAAAGCAACGAGAUGAUAGAUGUGGCAAAGACACACAGCACAGCACCAGGGAAGAAAGAGGGAGACGAGGAAGGCAGGAACAGUCCCGGAAAAAGAAACCAACACAAGGAGAAGUACCAAGAGAGUCCAGUGGCAAGAAGUAGAGAGACCUUUGAUCUAAAAACUCCCCAAGUCACUAAUGAAGGAGAACCAGAGAAGGGGCUCUGUCUACUACCAGGUGAAGGAGAAGAGGGCAGUGAUGACUGUUCGGAAAUGUGUGAUGGAGAAGAGCCCCAGGAAGCCUCUAGCUCCCUAGCGAGACGUGGGUCAGUGUCUGGUGAACUAGAAGAUCACCCAAUGAAUGAAGAAGGAGAAUCAGAAGAGCUUGCUUCUAGCCUGCUACAUGAUGAUGUACCAGGAGCAGAGCAAUCAGCAUAUGAAAAUGAGAAGUGUUCCUGUGUCAUGUGUUUCUCAGAAGAGGUGCCAGGAAGCCCAGAAGCAAGGAUGGAAGGUGAUCAAGCGUGUGGCACAAUGGAUACUGUGGAUAUUGGAAACAACUCUACUUUGAGAAAACCCAAGAGGAAAAGAAGAAAAAAGAGGGGGCAUAGCUGGAGCAGAAUGAGAAGGAGAAGGCAGAAAAACAGCCAACAAAAUGAUAAUAGCAAAGCCGACGGCCAGCUGGUCUCCAGUGAAAAGAAGGUGAAUGUGAAUCUGAAAGGCCUUUCCAAGAUUAGGGGGAGAAAGAGAGGCAAACCUAGAACCUGCUUGACUCAGAGUGACAGAGCUCCACAGAAGAGAGUCCGAUCAAGAGCUUCCAGAAAGCACAAAGAUGAAACUGUGGAUUUUAAGGCUCCUUUGCUUCCAGUGACCUGUGGUGGGGUGAAGGGAAUUUUACAUAAGAAGAAAUUGAAACAAGGAAUCUUGGUGAAGUGUAUACAGACUGAGGAUGGAAAAUGGUUCACCCCCACGGAAUUUGAAAUCAAAGGAGGCCACGCAAGAUCAAAGAACUGGAGGCUGAGUGUGCGCUGUGGCGGGUGGCCCCUACGAUGGCUGAUGGAGAAUGGAUUUCUGCCUGAUCCUCCAAGAAUACAUUACAGGAAAAAAAAGAGAAUACUGAAGUCUCAAAACAAUAGCUCAGUUGACCCUUGUAUGAGAAACUUGGAUGAGUGUGAGGUGUGCCGGGACGGAGGGGAGCUGUUCUGUUGUGACACUUGUUCAAGAGUCUUCCACGAGGACUGUCACAUCCCGCCCGUGGAAGCUGAGAGGACCCCGUGGAGUUGCAUCUUCUGCAGGAUGAAGGAGUCUUCAGGAAGCCAACAGUGUUGUCAGGAAUCUGAGGUCCUGGAGAGGCAGAUGUGUCCUGAGGAACACAUGAAAUGUGAGUUCCUCCUCUUGAAAGUCUAUUGCUGUUCUGAGAGCUCCUUUUUUGCCAAGAUUCCAUACUACUAUUAUAUUAGAGAGGCGUGUCAAGGCCUGAAGGAGCCCAUGUGGUUGGAUAAAAUCAAGAAAAGGCUGAAUGAGCACGGUUACCCCCAAGUGGAGGGGUUUAUACAAGACAUGCGCCUCAUCUUCCAGAACCACAGGGCCUCUUACAAGUACAAGGAUUUUGGCCAAAUGGGACUUAGACUGGAGACUGAGUUUGAGAAGAAUUUCAAGGAAGUGUUUGCUAUUCAGGAAACAAAUGGGAACAAUUGACUGGAUUAGUGGAUGCUGAAAGCAUUCAGCAAAUGGCACCCUAAAAUAUGCUGCUGGUUUGCCACUGACUUCAAAAUGAGGUCACUUGGGCACAGCACAUGCAGGGAGGGGCUUUUCUCGGAGCCUCCCUCAUCUGCCCAAAGACAAAUCCUCAAAAGGAAAUUCAAUCAUCAUGAAUCACAACCCCAAGUAUCUCAUCAGCCAGGGAAGAGUAAGUGGGAUCACAGGGAAGGAUAUUGGCAGUGACAACGUCCCAUACAGGCUCUUACCUCUUCUCCUGAGGGCUGCUCCAGACAACAUUUAUUACCCGGAAGACCUUUUGUCUGAAAACCAGCCAAGCUUUAUUCAGGACACACUUCUUGCCUUCACUCUCCCACUUCCGUGGCCACCUCCAUGCAGAAGCCCUAAGCCCCCAUUCUUUCGAUAGCUCACGAUGGUGUAUGAGUGUCCAUCAUCUGACUCUUCUUGGAGUCUCAUAUUUCGUGGGACUCCUAUGCAAACAUAUAUUAUUAAAAUUUUUUUCCUCCUGUUAA